AUGGAAAAGUUUGAUGAUACAAUAAAGGAAUUAUUGAGUAAAAAUGCAGACAUUGCAAAAAUAGUAGAUUUAGAGAAACUAUCAUAACAGCCUGGAUUUUAGAUUGAAUAAAGAAAUAGUUCUAUUUAUAUUGGAUAAGUAUAAAAUGGAAUGAAGCAUGGAACAGGUAGUUCAAAUAAUAUUUGAAUAGGUAUUUUAAAACUUUUGGAUUGUUUAAGAAUUUAUGUAGGAGAAUGGUAAAAUGAUAAAAAAAGUGGUUUAGCAUAUGAGAAAUUUUAAAGUGGGGCUGAAUAUUUUGGAAAUUAUGAAAAUAAUAAAUAAAAUGGUUAUGGAGAAUAUGUAUGGGCUAAUGGAGAGAGUUAUAAAGGGAAUUGGUUAGAUGGAAAGAAGUGUGGUUAUGGUGAAUGGUUUGGAUAAAAUACAUCGUAUAAGGGUGAGUGGAAUAAUGGAUUUGUUGAAGGAAAAGGAGUGUAUUAAUCUGAAAAUGGUAUUUUUGAGCUCAUAAGUCAGGGGAUUAAUAUACAGGAGACUUUUUGUAAUCUAUGAAGCAUGGUUUAGGAUAAGAACAAUUUGCUAAUGGAGACAAAUAUGUAGGAAGUUUUAAAAAUGGUAAGCCAGAUGGAUAUGGAGAAUAUUAUUGGAAGAAUGGAAGUUUAUAUUAAGGUGAAGAAUACAAUUUUAUUCUAGGUUUUUUUAUGGAUGGAAUGAGACAUGGACAUGGUGUUUGGUAAUCUAAUAGUUAAGGUAAAAUAGAUAGAUAUGAGGGAGCAUAUUCUAAUGAUAAAAAAUGUGGAUAUGGUGAAUUUUUAUGGUCUAAUGGAACUAUUUAUAAAGGAAAUUAUUUUGAUGAUUAUAGGUAGGGAUAUGGUGAAAUGUACUAAAAUGGAGCUAUCAUUUAUAAAGGUGAAUGGGAUAGAGGUUUAUAAGUUGAAAAAUCAAAUACAAGAUUUUAAUUUUAAUAGAAAAUGAAAACACAAGAAACUACAACUAGAAAAUGGAAAUUCAAUAAUAUUGAUGAAAUUUAAGAAUUAGAGGAAGAAACAGUAACGUCAGGAGCUGAAGCAUAAAAUUAUAAUCAUAACAAUAAUAAUAAUAAUACUAAUAAUAAAAUCAUCUAAAAGAAUCCUUAAUAAUGUCGUAUGAAAACACUCAAUCUUGAAACUAAACCUUAAAUUAAUGAUUUUACUCCUAUGAAAAGAAGUUUAUAGUUGUAAAAAAAGACAACAACAGCUGUUUAAACUAGAAGUAGAACAUAAUCUAUGGGUAAUUGUAAAAUACCUAUUUUAUAAUAAAAAUAAAGAUCAAAUUCGAAUUAGAUUACUAACAACUAAAAAUUUGAGCAGUUAGUUAAAUUUUCCCCUUAUAAAUAAAUAUUUAGAAGUGGAAGAUUUAAAUUAUAGAAAAUAUAACUAAGAAAUCAAAUCUGA
Paramecium sonneborni is the source of this 1427-nucleotide messenger RNA. The record is from the annotation of a GenBank genome assembly. NCBI's taxonomy places the organism in Eukaryota, Ciliophora, Oligohymenophorea, Peniculida, Parameciidae.